CCCCUUUCCCGGAACAGGAAGUAACCAUCCGCUGCUGACGUUGUUGAUAGUGUCCGAGUACGAAAUAAGCUAUGGCGUCCACGGAUCCGUCCCUGUUGGACAUCACGGACAAAGACGUGCGAGAGAAGCUAUCGCUGUGGGACCGCCGCGGCGAGCCGACCGCCCCGCUGACCGACGCGCAGAGCGACUCGGUGGCGGAGGUCCGAGCCGCCGCGGAGAUCCUGCCCGUCCCAUCAGAGCUCCCGAUCGAGGACCUGUGCAGCCUGUCCUCGCGCUCGCUUCACUCCCCCUUCAGCACCACCGUGCCCGACUCCACUGAGGACGUCCUGCUGAAGGGCUUCCAGAUGCUGGACAUGGAGAACGCCCGGAUAGAGACCGCCCAGCAGUUCUUCUCCUGGUUCGCUAACCUGCAGACGAAGAUGGAUCUGGAGGAGGGGGAGCAAUACAGGAAGACGCGGGAGCACUUCCACUCGUACCAGGAGCAGUGCGACGCCAUCCUGGCGGACGUCCACGCGGCGCUGGACCACCUGGACACGCUCCAGAAGCAGUACCUGUUCGUCUCCAACAAGACGGGCACCCUGCACGAGGCCUGUGAGCAGCUGCUGAAGGAGCAGGCAGAGCUUGUUGACCUGGCAGAGAGCAUCCAGCAAAAACUCUCCUACUUUAACGAGCUGGAGAACAUCAACACGAAGUUGAAUUCGCCCUCGCUGUCGGUGAACAGCGAAGGCUUCAUCCCCAUGCUGUCGAAGCUGGACGACUGCAUUGAGUACGUGUCUUCACAUCCCAACUUCAAGGACUACCCGGUGUACCUGGCCAAGUUCAAACAGUGUCUCUCCAAAGCCGUGCACUUCAUGAAGAGCCACAUCGUCAACACCAUGCACAACCUCACCAGCCAGCUCACCAAGCGGGACCCUCUGGGCCUGGCCAACGCAGACAAUGCCUUCACCCUGUACUACGUCAAAUUCAGAGCGGCUGCGCCCAAAGUCAGAACGCUGAUUGAACAGAUCGAAGAACGGGCGGACAAGAUCCAAGAGUACCACAACCUGCUGGAGGCGGUCCACCAGUGUUACCUGGACCAACGAGAGCGCUUGCUCAGCCCCAGUAUCACCUCCACCAUCACCGACCUGACCAGCCAGAACAGCAAGGACCACUGCGCCCUGGUCCGCAGUGGCUGUGCCUUCAUGGUCCACGUCUGUCAGGACGAACACCAGCUCUACAACGAGUUCUUCAGCAGACCCUCCCCCCGCCUGGACGAGCUGCUGGAGAAGCUGUGCCUGUCGCUGUACGACAUGCUGCGGCCGCUCAUCAUCCACGUCAUCCACCUGGAGACGCUGUCGGAGCUCUGUGGCAUCCUGAAGAACGAGAUGCUGGAGGACCACGUCCACAACAACGCGGGCCAGUUGGGGGCCUUUGACGCGGUGGUGAAGCAGAUGCUGGAGGACGUGCAGGAAAGGCUGGUGUACCGGACCCACAUCUACAUCCAGACGGACAUCACGGGCUACAACCCCGCGCCCGGAGACCUGGCCUACCCAGAGAAGCUGGAGAUGAUGGAGAGGAUCGCCCAGAGCCUGAAGGAGGAGCAGAUCAAGCUGCUGUCCCAGGAGGCCUCCUUCUCCGACGUCCGCCUGGAGGACCCCGGCUCGCGGCGGAGCAGCACCUCCAGCGUGACGGAGGCGUCGCGGAUGCAGGCCUCCAUCUCCCCGGCGGACCUGCACGGCAUGUGGUACCCCACGGUGCGCCGCACGCUGGUCUGCCUCUCCAAGCUGUACCGCUGCAUCGACAGAGCCGUGUUCCAGGGUUUAUCUCAGGAGGCGUUAUCGGCCUGCAUCCAGUCGCUGCUCAAGGCCUCGGACAUCAUCCUCAAGAAUAAGACUCAGGUAGACGGGCAGCUCUUCCUGAUCAAACACCUGCUGAUCAUGCGCGAGCAGAUCGCCCCGUUCCACACCGACUUCGCCAUCAAGGAGAUCUCCCUGGACCUGAAGAAGACCCGAGACGCUGCCUUCAAAAUCCUCAACCCCAAGGCUGUUCCCAAAUUCUUCCGACUUAACAGUCACAACGCCAUCCUGGAGUUCCUGUUGGAGGGGACCCCAGAGAUCAAGGAGCACUACAUCGACUCUAAGAAGGACGUGGAUCGCUACCUGAAGCUGAGCUGUGAGCAGUUCAUCCAGCAGCAGACGCACAUCUUCGUAGGAACUCUGGAGGAGCUGCUUGCCAAGGUUGCGGCUCUGAAGACCAUGGCCAUCGAGGGCGGGCCCACGUACAACCUGUCGCAGCAGCCCUGGGCCCAGCCAGCCAAGAUCAACGAGAUAGUGACGGCGACCUACCGCGUGAUGAAGGGCAAGCUGCCGGCCACGCUGCAGAGCAUGUCUCUGUACCUGGCCAACAGGGACACCGAGUUCAUCCUCUUCAAGCCCGUCAGGAACAACAUCCAGCAGGUGUUUCAGAAGACCCACGCCCUGCUGCAGGAGGAGUACAGCGGGGAGGACCUCCAGAUCAUCGCCUGCCCCUCCAUGGAGCAGGUUAACCUGCUGCUGUCGGUGAGCAAGUAGCCGGCGGCGGCGCAGCCGCGACGUAGCGGCGCUCGCUGAUCGGAGCGGCCGGCACAGCCCAGGGGGCGGGGCUCGCUCCGUCGACCCAGCCUCUAGACACCGGGCUGGGGGCGGGUGGGGGGGGGGGGGGGGGGGGGGUCUGAGGACCGCCCGGCCGCAGUGACGACGAAGACGAAGAGGUACGGUGAAGGAGACGAUGGCGAGGAGCACCCAGACGUACCCCACCGACGCGGCGGGGGUUUGGGUUUAUACGGCGGACUGCGGUGGACCAGACGCACACGGCGCCGUCUGGGUUGGGGCUCGGGUCGGCGAGCUCGACCGUGGUGUUUGACCGCGGGCCGGGACGGUGGAACGCCUCACGAAGGAGACGUCUGCUGUGUGGGCGGGUUCUCGUUGGAGGGGCGGGUUCUCGUCUGAGGGGCGGGUUCUCAUCUGAGGGGCGGGUUCUCGCUUUGAA
Messenger RNA from Gadus morhua (Atlantic cod), 3006 nucleotides. It is a transcript of the gene cog3, whose product is annotated as component of oligomeric golgi complex 3. The transcript is spliced from 23 exons. Bases 72 to 2549 code for a protein of 825 amino acids. Gene Ontology annotation, biological process: intracellular protein transport; Golgi organization; intra-Golgi vesicle-mediated transport. Lineage: Eukaryota; Metazoa; Chordata; Actinopteri; Gadiformes; Gadidae. Gene Ontology annotation, cellular component: cis-Golgi network; COG complex; membrane. The record is from RefSeq and is a predicted model, not a curated record.